AUGCCGCUCAUUUCCGCAGCGUCAACCCAGAGCGUCCAAACGAGCCUCUCCGUCUCCGGGGAGAGCUCUGCGACCUUCACCGCGCAGAAGCAGAGCAUCUUCCGCAUUGGCACCGCGCGCGCGCUCGGUGUGCCGGUCCUAUCCGUCGCGCUUCUAUCUUUGGACGGGGUUCCUCUCCAAGCCUCGUUCCGGCGGAGACUCCUGGACGCCGCCUCAGGCCCGCAGAGCGUCAGGAGCGCGGUUGCGUCCGGCGCCGUGGACGCGCAGCUCCGAGCGGGCGGCCUGGCGGUGCAGGCGGCGCUCGCGGCCGACGUGGCGGUCGUCACCCUGGCCCCAGGUGACGUCAUCCACGACCGGCGGAGCGCCGUCCCCCCGGCGAUCGGCUCCUUGGCUGACGUCACCGUGGACCAGGGGCAGCCGAUGCCGAAGCAGAGCUUCACGGUCACGACGUCGGGCAAGCUGGGCGUGUCCGUUUCGGCAUCGGCGUCGAACAGCACGCUCGUCCCGAGCAGCAAUGUUCUCGUCACUUUUGACGGCACUGCCUACGGCGUUCAAGCGAACCCAGCACCCGGCCAGAGCGGAACCACGUAUAUUCUUGUCACGGCAACGGACACGGCUGGCUCGUCCAACAGCGAAGCCUUCAUGCUGGCUGUCAGACCGGCACAGGCGGGAAGCACCAGCGGCGCGGGGAUCGUUAUCUACGCGGCCGCGGCUGGAGGCGGGGGCCUUCUUCUCCUCGUCGCAGUCGCGGCAGGAUUCUUCGUUCAUCACCGCCGAAAACGGAACAAGGUCAACCAAGUUGUUUCAGUCGCGCCGCUGCCAGGCGCAGCCGUUGACAGAGAUGCAGUCCAGCCCUUCGACGCACCCGCAGCGCUUGAUGGAAGCAAAGCACCAGUACCAGCGCCUAACGUAGCCACUCCGAGCGCACCACUGACGUCUGCUGCCGACUCCGACCCCGUGGCCUCUCCUCGUGGACAGGCUGACCUCGGCCUGCCGAUCAGAAGUGACUGAAUUCAAUGCAUUCGUCACUCUCGUAUCUGGCAAACUAGGGCCACUGCAUUUCUUCCACUUGUAUGCGCUGUGGAGCAUCAUUGAUCCCCCCAUCCGAUAGUUGACAAUUAGUUAGCCCCUUACCGUACCAUACUUUGACUACCGUAUAUUGCUCUUGCUGGGAUUAAACAUUCUUGCUCGAGAUCUUGAAUUCUGCCG
Molecule: messenger RNA, 1209 nt
Organism: Klebsormidium nitens
Lineage: Eukaryota; Viridiplantae; Streptophyta; Klebsormidiophyceae; Klebsormidiales; Klebsormidiaceae
Source: the annotation of a GenBank genome assembly